Molecule: messenger RNA, 2844 nt
Organism: Sporothrix brasiliensis 5110
Lineage: Eukaryota; Fungi; Ascomycota; Sordariomycetes; Ophiostomatales; Ophiostomataceae
Product: autophagy protein Apg9
Exons: 3
Coding region: 1-2844 (947 amino acids)
Biological process (GO): autophagy of mitochondrion; protein localization to phagophore assembly site
Cellular component (GO): autophagosome; phagophore assembly site
Source: RefSeq, a predicted model, not a curated record
AUGGCCUCCAAUAUUUUUUCUCGGCUUAACUCGACUACGGGCCGAGCCCGGCGCUCGUUUUAUGAAAGCCUCCGAUCUGGCGAGGACGGUGGCCAGAACGAGGCCGAAACAGAAGGCCACGACGUCGAAGAGCGUGCGGAGCUGGCGCUUGAUGAAGAGAACUUGAACGAGCAGUUUCAGGACUACGACCUAGAACACGCCGACGGCCUCGGGGUCGAUGCUAGCCGGGCGACAAUCGAGAGUGCCGCAGUCGGAACGAUUGCUGGUGGCGCAGCUACAUCAGCGGCAGCGGCGGCGGCAGCUUAUUCGGAAGCGGGUUCAGGGAAAUGGUCUGCGGCGAAUAGAGGGCGGCGCGGCCAUGGAAACACCUCGCACUCUCGCUGGGGUGACGAUGACGCAGACGACGACGACGUUCCCGAUUCUCUACUCGUCGAACCACAAGGCCCCGGCGCCGAUCCCUUCCCGCCAAUGCUGAAAGCAACGCCUCUACGAUCGCAUCCGUCCGACCGCCGUUCUCGUGGGCCAGGCGGAACCAUCCCAGGGCCUGCCACGAAGAAGAUUCGCGCGCAGUGGGAAGCCACACAGAAACAUCAGCAACCAUAUGGAAACGACACAAACGGUGCUGGUGGCAGUUCAGGAGGAAUGUACGGCGAGCUGCCCGGUCCCUGCGUGGACUAUUCAAAAAUUCGUGGCAGCACACGGAUGGACCAGAUUUUGAUACCGCAUUGCACGAAGAAUAUGUCCUGGAUUUGGAAUUUUGGUCUGUGGCUGUUCGCCUUCUAUUUCAUUUGGAAAACGGUGCAGUUUUUCAUCUUUGAUGUCCGGCGGUUGUUGAACCUACGCGACUUCUUUGAGCACCUGCUUCAAAUCCCCGAGCACGACAUGCAGACUGUGUCAUGGCAAGACGUUGUGGUCAAAGUCAUGGCGCUGCGAGACCAAAACCCAAAGACAGCGACGAAUAUGACGCGAUUGCAGCGCGAAUGGAUCGGUAGCCAGUCCAAGGAGCGCCUCGACGCUCACGACAUCGCGAACCGGCUGAUGCGUCGAGAGAACUACCUAAUUGCCCUCUUCAACAAAGACAUCCUCGACCUGUCCGUUCCGCUCCCGUUUCUGCGAAACAAGCAAUUUUUGACACGAACGCUCGAGUGGACGUUGUGGUUUGGAGUUCUCGACUUCGUAUUCGACGAGCGCGGCCAGGUCAACCAAGAGUUCCUCAAGUCCAAUCGCCGCAGCCAGCUAAGCACCAUGCUAAAGUCCCGAUUUCUCUUUGCGGGCUUCAUGAACCUUCUUUUAGCACCAUUCGUCGCUUGCUACCUGGUUGUCGUUUACUUUCUGACCUACUAUAAUGAAUAUCAAAAGAACCCUUCGGCACUCGGCGCACGAGCGUAUACACCGCUGGCGGAAUGGAAAUUCCGCGAGUUCAACGAACUCGAACAUCUUUUCGAGGAAAGGCUAAAUAUGUCGUAUCCUUUUGCGACGCGGUAUCUGGACCAGUUCCCCAAGAAAAAAACAGAACAAGUGGCCAAGACUGUGGCCUUUAUUGCAGGAGCCGUUAUGACCGUUCUGGCCAUUGCCUCGCUGGUUGACCCGGAGUUGUUUCUGGGGUUCGAGAUCACGCACGAUCGCACUGUCCUCUUUUAUGUGGGUAUUUUUGCCACGGUAUGGGCAACUGCCCGUGGUAUGAUUACCGAAGACAAUAGCGUGUUCGACCCUGAAUAUGCCCUGCGCAACGUUAUCGAAUAUACACACUAUGAACCUGACCACUGGAAGGGGCGGCUGCACAGUUUCGAUGUGAAGGUCGAAUUUUCCGAAUUGUACCAGAUCAAGAUCAAGAUUUUCUUUGAGGAGAUCCUGAGUAUCUUCUUUACACCACUUAUUCUGUUCACCAGUCUUCCUCGAUCCAGCGACCAGAUCAUUGACUUUUUCCGCGAGUUUACAAUUCAUGUCGAUGGACUAGGCUACGUCUGCUCGUUUGCUGUGUUUGAUUUUAACAAGGGCAUAGGGGCUACAAGCAACCCCAAACGCCAGGAGCAGCAAUCGCUGCAGCCGGACCCUCUGGGUACAGGAGGCGGUGAUGUCCGAGAUGAUUACUACUCCACCAAACACGGCAAGAUGGCAGCUUCGUACUACGGGUUCUUGGACAACUACGUGAUCAAUCCGAAAACGGGUAUCCCAGGUCAUCACCCUCCUGGAGGAGGGCGCCAUUAUCACACUCAAUUUUACCCACCCCCCGCUUUCCCUGGUCUGAACUCGCCAACACUUGCAGCCGAUAUGCAAAAUUCCCGUAUCCGACACAGGGGCUCUGGAACCACGGGAGCCGGUGGUGCCGUGCCUAGCGCUACGCAUGCGUCGCUCAUACGCACGCCUCGCUUUGGCCCCUCAUCUAUGGCCCAGCCAUCCCCGAUGGCAUCCAUAUUGUUGGAUCCGCACCACCAGCCAUCGACGAUUCCGUAUGCAAAUCGCAGCACGCAUCGGCCGAGAAUACCUGGCGGUGGUGUUGGCCGUUACAGUGCAGGUGGAACCGGCGAGAGCUACAUUGUGGAGGAGCCGGCAAUGGAAAACAGCCGCGUAGCGCCAGGCAGCGUGACUGGUGGCGGUGGUGGCGCGGGCCACCGGGACGGCGCAUUCCGCGACAAUGAGCCAUUCCAGCCACCUCCGCAAGCACAGGCCAGCAGCGGAGAACUUCAAAGCGGACCCGGAAUGUUGGAUGAGUCGACUUGGCAAACAUCGCCACCUACCGGACUCUCGCGAGAGAACAGCGGGGUAGACGAUGACGCCGACGUGGGCGUUUUGGGCCUCAUGUAUCAGUUCCAACAGGCGCAUCAGAACCAUCGGAUCCGAUAA